Molecule: messenger RNA, 2154 nt
Organism: Acanthamoeba castellanii str. Neff
Lineage: Eukaryota; Discosea; Longamoebia; Acanthamoebidae
Product: GTPase-activator protein for Ras family GTPase
Exons: 10
Coding region: 1-2154 (717 amino acids)
Biological process (GO): regulation of GTPase activity
Source: RefSeq, a predicted model, not a curated record
AUGAGUGGCAUCUUCUACCACUUCACCCGGGGCGAGACCAUCUCACGCGGAGACAAGUCGCACAAUGGCAACAGACGCGCCAGCAGCCCGAGCGAGCGCCCGGCCUUGCGGUCUACCGCUACGACCAAUGCGGCGGCCGCCACAUCUCCCUCAUCUUCCCCCCGGCAGGCCCGCGCCAGGGGCAUGCUGCGCAAGAUGAAGGCCAAGGUGGGCGAGGCCAUCUCGCCCCGCGAGCGAAACGAGAUCGCCCGGGCCGCAGCGUCUUCCAGUCCGGCCGAGGGGUACAACCUCGAGCUCGACUUCGCCAGCCCCGGCCUCAGCCCCAGCUCCAGCCCCGAGGGCGAGCCUGUGCCCGAGGCUUGUCGCAGUGGCAUGAAAAGACGGCCCUCGGUCACGAUCAUGGAGGAGUGGAAUGAGUACUACCACGACGCCGAUGACAGUGGCGCACUCGGUGGUGGCCCCCGUGGCACAGUCGCCAGCAGGACAGAAGGAGAAGACACAGAGAAGAAAAAGAAGGUCGACCUGACGAGCGCGCUGGAGGCGACCCAGGCCGAGGCCCAGCAACGUGUUGAAGAGCGUGAUGGCGAGGAGUACGAGGAUUAUGGUGACGACGAUGACGAGGAGAACUGGGAAGAGGGCUACAUCAUGGUCGACGUGGGGAGCGAGAAGGAGGUAGCAACGAGGCUGCCCAGUAACGGCGACAAUUGCAUGGUCAUUGGGGAGGAGGCCGGAGGAGAGCUGUCAGUGCCGGCGUCGGCAUCGGCGGUGGAGGCGGAGGCGACAGCAGAGAACACGAAGAACAAUUGGAAGAAUGGCACGAUCUACGCAUCACCGCCCACCAAGACAGUCUUGGCCACGAACAGCUCGACCGAUGGAGAAGAGGAGGAUGACGAUGAAGACGAUGAGGACCAUGAAGUGAGCGACACGGAGUGGGGUACAACCACCACUCCUGAAGAGGGGCUACCCGCUGUUCCCGCAGCGAGAUCGAAGCCGCGCUUCAAGCUCCUCAUCCCGCAACGCAAAGAUCCAGGACAUUCGCCUGAGGGUCCGUCGCACUCCCACAGCGGCAGCUUGAGUGCUGGUCGCGACUACCAGUACAGCACGGACAUGAGGUCGCUCGGGUUCUUGACUCCGUCGCCACUGCGGAAGCAGCAAGCCCGCAACUCCUCUUCGCCCCGCGGUGAGCACAUGGCGGGCGGGCGCAAGGCCCUCUCCGCGCUCUCGCUCAUGGCCAGCCUGGCGCCCAUCGGCCACGCUUCGUUCUGCAGUGAUCUCGACACAGCCCGCAAGGUGCUGAUGAGCCCCAAGCUACAACUGGUUACCCAGUUGAGCAAGCGCGUGGACCCUGCCGACUACAACACCAUCGCGCAGACGCUCGUAAAGAUCUUCGAAGCCAACGGCAAGGCGAUGGACCUGCUCGAGUGGGCCAUCCGCCAGGAGAUCUCUUCUUCCCUGGACCAGCACACGGUGUUGCGCGAGGACAGCCUGUGGAACCAGAUCAUCGCGCAGGACUUCACCCUGAUCGGCGGCAACUACCUGCGGCAGCUACUGCGCACGGAGAAGGUGGCCGAGAGCGCCUCGCUCCUGCUCAAGGAGAUCUGCUCUUCCCUCUCCUAUUGUCCCAGCCAAAUAUCGAGCGUGUGCUACAUCCUGCACAAGGAGCUGUCGAAGCACUUUCCGACGGGGCGAGGCCACGGCUCGGUCAUCGGUAGCUUCUACAUGUUGCGGUUCAUCUGCCCCGCGCUGGUCUCGCCCGUCAAGAUGGGCUUCGUCGACAGUCAGCAGAACAACAACCUGCCGGCGGAAGUCAUGCGACACCUUGUGGCUGUGGCCAAGUUGCUGCAGUCCCUGGCCAACACCAGCAUGCAGGCCUCCUUCUUGCAGCCCCAGCACCAGCAUGCGUCGGCGGCGGAGAAGGAGCGCAGCAUGCGGUGGGAGAAGUUCCUCAGGACCAAGAUACCCCUCUACCACGAGUUCAUCGCCGGGCUCACCAGCGAGAGCCUCUUCCUCAAGUCAACGACGGCGGCGUCGUCUCAGCACUACACUACGGCGAAUAACCAGGCGGGCGCGGCCAUGACCAACACAAUCAGCGGCCUGCGGGUGCGUUGUGUUGUUUGCGUUCACUCUAAAGGAAGCAGAGGAGCCACGAGCUGA